This is a messenger RNA of Caenorhabditis auriculariae, 2425 nucleotides long. NCBI's taxonomy places the organism in Eukaryota, Metazoa, Nematoda, Chromadorea, Rhabditida, Rhabditidae. The record is from the annotation of a GenBank genome assembly.
AUGAAUAGCAUGUAUGGAAAAAGUCUUGUGGUGCUAACUCCUUUGAAACAGAGUUCCAAUCAUAAUAUUGCACGAAUUCAUCGGUUUCGUGCUCACCUGUUGAUGAUUUAACGUUUUUUAGUUAUUCAGAGAGUAUGAAGUUAUCGACUCGUACAAUGUUCUGCACGUUGGGGCUGGUUCUCAUGUGGGGAUCGUUGUCAACAAGCUUAUGCCGGCUAAUAUCGGUGUUUUGAGAGGAAAGUUGUUUUGUUUACUUAUGAAUUAAUUUUUCAGAAGAUUUCGAGAGCGACGUUGCCUUAUCGUUUUCUGUGUGGCUUACUAACAGGAAGAAAGACGGGAAUGAUCAAAUAGAGCAAGUUCAGGUAACCAAAAAGGUUUCGAAUGAUUUUUCGGUAUUUUUUUUUCAGGAGAAACGCUCGCUUCUGUUCAAACUGGGCGCUGACAUCGAAUUGGAUCAUGGGCGAGCCGUCGUUCACAAGUUCUUCAAAACGUUGAUGAGCAGCUUUCCUACCGGUUUGUUAAAAUUCUUCAAAACUUGUAUAACUUUUUUUGAAGAUUACGUUUCUUUCAUGAAGAAAACGAUGAAGUUGCUGCAACAAGACUUUCCGGAUAUCUCCAGCAUUAUUAUCGACUACAAAAUUGUCGAGAAGCAUGAACAGAUUUCUAUUCCUGAUGCAGCUCAAUAUGGUACCAGGCUGAAUAUUAAUAAACUGAACCUAUAAGAAAAAAUCAGAAUCAGAAUCAGAAGUAGAAGAAGUGACGAUCGGCCACGUUCAAGAAGUUCUCGAACACGCUUAUCCGAAUGGCCUCAAUCUUCGGUUCAUCGCCGAGGCUUUGAGGUUGUUUUUCUGGGAAUGCGGUAGAAAUAAUUCGUUCGUUUGAAGAUGUAAGGAAGAAGAAGCGUCGGCCUACCUGGCAGAGCUCGAAGAAGCCGGAAUCGCGACUUAUUUGGCGGAAAGCGACGAAUGGCUCAGGAACACCAGCAAAAGCCAGCCAACUACUAGGAAUGGUAGCUUAAAUUAAAAAGGGCUCGGAUUUUUAUUGAUCCUCAGGAAUCGAUCACGAUCAACCGACUGUUGCGAUUAUUACCUGUCUUUUUGUUGAAAAGCAAGCCAUGGAUUCCUUGAUUGAAGACAGGUAAGUGUGAAAAAUUUUUGUUUUCGCAGGAGAAAUUGAAAAAAUAUUUUUUCAGAGUUCUUUUGUUGAAAAUGUUUUGUAUAAACCUCCUUUUUCGUAUCUUUUCUGUUCAAGAAACUUUUCAUUACAGCACAUCGAUUCACAAAUACAAAACCGGGGGAGAAUCCAACGUUUACACCUUGGGAAGAAUUGGAAAUCACAAAGUUGUCGCGACGAAGUUGGGCCUCAUCGGCGACUCCCGAGAAGCCAUCACCAGUGCCGGAUCCAUCACGACAAGGUCAUCUUUUUGUUCAGCGAUGCAUCGAAAUCAUAAAACAGCGUUGUGAAAUCCUUUUUUUCCAGGUUGCUCGGAAACUUCCAACAAAUCGAGCACGUUUUCGUGGUCGGCGUCGGCGGGGCCGUCCCUCAUUACACGGAUGAGCGGCUUCAUGCUCGUCUCGGUAAAAACUUUCACUUUUCUAAAAAAAAAACUUCAGAAUAUUGUAAAUGGGGUUCUUUUGAACUUAAGAAAAGGUUCUUCAAAAGAAAAUAAGAGCAGAGAUUUCUCUGGAUCUCUAAAGCUUCGAAGGAUUUUUUAAAGAUUAGAAAGUGAAGAGAAGUAUCAGAAAAAACAUUUUAAUCCAGAAAAGAAUAAGAUUAUAUCGAAAAACCAGCUACUCUAAUUUGAUGAAAACUAGCAAGAAAGUUCAAUUUUAGAGAUACCGCGCUGGUUGAACUUCUAUAAAGUCUCAAAAAAAUUUUUAAAAAAAUAGCUUUUUUUCCCAAUUUUACUCGAAAAAAAACUUUUUCUCCCCUAGUUUUUUUAGAAAUCAUUUUAUUUUAAUAGACGUUGUGUCCUUUUUUUCAUGUUUCAAUCGAAAUUAGAAUGGUUUUUUUCCGACGUUUUAUUUUUAUACGAAGCAGAAAAAAAACUACUUUUAAAAUAUGAAAAAAACAAAAAAAUUUUUUUAACUUUGAUAAAAAUUUUUUUCUUCUGAAUACGGAAAACAAGUUAUUUAACCGAAAUUUGAUGUGAAUGUAUUCUCAAAAAUCAAAAAAAAUGAAGAGUUUUUUUGCAGGCGAUGCCGUGAUUUCUGCUUCAAAUCCUCAUGCCUACGUUUAUGCCCACGAGCUGAUGUUCAACCGUGAUACCAAACGUUCUAACCGGCUUCGGAAUCAGGUUUUUUUUUCACUUAUUCUAAUGGAAAAGCAAGUCUUUUGUAAUUUUAUUUCAUUUGAUUGAUCAUUAAUUAGAAAUAUUCAGAAACUGGGACGCUCCAGACAAAAGUAUUCAAAAUAUCGUGAGUGA